UCCAGUGUCCGGUCUCCUGUGUAUAAAAUCCCCCACCACCUCUGGCCAUUGGCCAUCCAUCCGACCAUCCCCCAGGCCUCCACUGCACGCCUAUCAGAUUGGCGCGAGACCACCACUGCCAAAGAGUGGGAGAGUCACUCAACUCAACAGAGCACCGAGCCGCAGCCUCUUCUCUUUGCUCUGUACUGUGGUUUUGUGGUGGUGGUGGUGGUGGUGAACUGGUGAUGGCGAUGGAGUACACCUCUAAGAAGAAGGCUUUGCUCGUCCUCUUCAUGUUCUCUUGCCUUCUUGUUCCCAUGGCUUCCUCCGCGGCGCCUCUGUCCAGAAGCCUGUCCCUGACGAACAACCGGGUCCCGGAGCCUGCCGUUGUGGAGGUCCCUCUUCAGGGUGAAGAGCGAAACCUCGGCGAGGUGGCGGCGAGGAUGGACAUCGAAGUCAACGACUACCCUGGGUCCGGCGCCAACAACCGCCACGAACCCAGGAGCCCCGGGAGAGCUUGAAGCCUCUGCGCACGUCUCGGGGAAGAAGAAGGAGAAGAAGGAGAAGGAGGAGGAGGAGGAGGAGAAGAAGAGCACGGGAUCUUGAGAGUUUCGAUCGGUAGGAGUACUCCUAGCUAUAACUAUAUGCUGUAGAGGUUAACGAGUCUUGUCGUCCGUCUCGUCGGUAGCGAUCGAUCGAGCCUGAGCUAGCGUGUUAGGGCCGGGUCGUCGCCACCCACUGUCAGGUCGAUCAAGUAGUGGCUAGAACCGGUGUAGCUGGCUGCACCUCUCGAUCGACGGGAGAGAAAGAAGUUUUCAAGUCUUUCUACGCGCGUGUGUGUAUGUCUUCAUGUAAGCUCAAGUAUGUCAGUGUCGUUUGUGACUCUGUUUGGCAUUGUACAUGUUUGUUUUAGCGCGCUACUCGAUGUCAACGUACA
This is a messenger RNA of Setaria italica (foxtail millet), 916 nucleotides long. RefSeq lists its product as uncharacterized. The record is from RefSeq and is a predicted model, not a curated record. The coding region runs from base 225 to 500 and encodes 91 amino acids. The transcript is spliced from 3 exons. NCBI's taxonomy places the organism in Eukaryota, Viridiplantae, Streptophyta, Magnoliopsida, Poales, Poaceae.